UCUCCUGUCAUUCAUUGUUGCAUUUUGGUUUUUGACCUGAGAUUCAGAUUUCGCUUUUAAUUUUGAAGUAAAUUACGAGUAGGUAAUAAUGCCUGUUCCUGGAGGUGUUUAUCAAAGUCAAGGACCCUCGUGUUUUGAUAAAAUGAAAAUGGGAUUCAUGAUAGGAUUUUGCGUGGGAAUGGCUAGUGGAGGUCUCUUCGGUGGCUUCACUGCUUUGAGAUAUGGAGCAAGAGGGCGCGAAUUAGUUCAUUCUGUUGGAAAAGUUAUGCUUCAAGGUGGAGGAACAUUUGGAACAUUUAUGGCUAUUGGAACCGGAAUACGUUGUUGAAAGUAUAUGGUUUUGUACUUUGUAAAUACUUUAAUUUAAACUUUGUAGUACCUACUCAAAAUGUUAUUUUAUUUAAAAAUAUUGGGGGUAUUUAGGGCUUUCAUUAUGUAAUAUGAGAACCUAACUUAGUUCAACUGCAUAAAAUUUUCUUCUGACAAACAUUUACGUACUGCCCAAAUUAGCUAUCAAUGUUACUUACUAUGUCAAUGUAGAAAGGAAUUUAAGAUUAGGAAUUUAAAUUGUGAAAAUCUAUGAAAACUAAUGAACAGAAAAUGCUAAUAUGAUAAUUUAGUGAUUUCUAGUAUGAAGAUUUCAUUUGAAUUACAAACAACUUUAAAUAAACAAAGAUGAAGGAUU
Ostrinia furnacalis (Asian corn borer) is the source of this 685-nucleotide messenger RNA. Its product is annotated as reactive oxygen species modulator 1. The record is from RefSeq and is a predicted model, not a curated record. The transcript is spliced from 4 exons. NCBI's taxonomy places the organism in Eukaryota, Metazoa, Arthropoda, Insecta, Lepidoptera, Crambidae. Bases 89 to 328 code for a protein of 79 amino acids. Gene Ontology annotation, cellular component: TIM23 mitochondrial import inner membrane translocase complex. Gene Ontology annotation, biological process: protein insertion into mitochondrial inner membrane; protein import into mitochondrial matrix.